This is a messenger RNA of Heteronotia binoei (common prickly gecko), 1738 nucleotides long. It is a transcript of the gene MCOLN1, whose product is annotated as mucolipin TRP cation channel 1. Bases 127 to 1713 code for a protein of 528 amino acids. Gene Ontology annotation, molecular function: NAADP-sensitive calcium-release channel activity. The record is from RefSeq and is a predicted model, not a curated record. The transcript is spliced from 13 exons. NCBI's taxonomy places the organism in Eukaryota, Metazoa, Chordata, Lepidosauria, Squamata, Gekkonidae. Gene Ontology annotation, cellular component: lysosomal membrane; plasma membrane.
ACCCAGAAGCUGCUUGCCCCUGUGAACAGCUAUGGGUCCCAGGAUGGGGAAGACAAGAUUAGCCUCAGGGCUGCUUCACUGCAGCCAGAAGAGGAGGACCUCCGCAGGCGCCUCAAAUAUUACUUCAUGAGCCCCUGCGACAAGUUCCAUGCCAAAGGCCGCAAGCCCUUUAAGCUGGUGCUCCAGCUGGUCAAGAUACUGAUUGUGACCAUCCAGCUCAUCCUCUUUGGACUUAGCAACCAGAUGGUGGUGACCUUCAAGGAGGAGAACACCAUCACUUUCAAGCAUCUCUUCCUGAAGGACUAUGCAGAGGGGUCAGAGGACACCUACGCUGUCUACACCCAGGCAGACGUCUAUGAUCGCAUCUUUUACGCAGUGGACAAGUACUUGGCCAUUCCCAAUGAGACGAUCGGACGCUAUGCCUACGUGCGUGCAGCCAGUGCAAACCAGUCAGCACUCAUGCUCUGCCAGCAAUACUACCGCAAAGGGAGGAUUGACCCAGCCAAUGACACCUUCAACAUCGAUCCCAAGAUUGUCACUGAAUGCCUGGGUGUGGAUCCCCCAGAAAAGAUAGUUUCACCGGACCCUGUGAGGAAUUUUCCAGUCAACCGAGAGCCAAGCUACAGCUACAGGAAUUUUACGCUCAAGUUUUACAAGUUGAUUAAUGUCACCCUCCAGUUCAAGCUGAAAGCCAUCAACAUCCAGACCAUCAUCAACAAUGAGAUCCCAGACUGCUACACCUUUUCUAUAACUAUUGUAUUUGACAAUAAAGCACACAGUGGCCGAGUGAAGAUCCAUUUGGACAACAAAGUGGAUAUCCGGGAGUGCAAAGACCCCAGCGUGUAUGGCAAAGGAGACAAUCGUCUGCGGAUGUUCUUUGACGUGGUCGUGCUCCUCAUCUGUGUGUUUUCCUUCAUCUUGUGCACCCGCUCGAUCGUCAGAGGUCUUCGGCUGCAGCAUGAGUUCAGCCAGUUCUUCCAGCAGCAUUACAACCAGGGUGUCUGCCUGUCAGACCGCAUGGAGUUUGUGAACGGCUGGUACAUCCUACUCGUCGUGAGUGACGUCCUCACUGUGUCUGGGACCAUCAUGAAGAUUGGGAUUGAGUCCAAGAACUUGGCGAGCUAUGACGUGUGCAGCAUCCUUCUGGGCACUUCCACACUCUUGGUUUGGGUGGGCGUCAUGCGCUACCUCAGCUUCUUCCAGAAAUACAAUAUCCUCAUCGUCACCAUGCAGGUGGCCCUCCCCAACGUCAUCCGCUUCUGCUGCUGUGUGGCCGUCAUUUAUCUGGGCUACUGCUUCUGCGGCUGGAUCGUGCUGGGACCCUACCAUGUCAAGUUCCGCUCCUUGUCGAUGGUGUCCGAAUGCCUUUUCUCCCUCAUCAACGGGGAUGACAUGUUUGUGACUUUUGCUGAGAUGCAGCAGAACAGCUAUCUGGUGUGGCUCUUCAGCCAGCUCUACCUGUACACCUUCAUCAGCCUCUUCAUCUACAUGGUGCUCAGCCUCUUCAUUGCUUUGAUCACCGGCUCCUACGAGACCAUCAAGCAUCAGUGCGAGGACGAGAUGGCUGCCACGCAGCUCCACGCCUAUAUUGCUGAGUGCAAGGACAGCCCGAAGUCUGGCAAAUUUCGCCGGGAAAACAGUUCCUCUUGCUCUGUCUUCUGCUGCUGCUGUGAACCGACUCGACUGGAGGAGAACGUCCUGGUCGUCAACUGAGGCCUGCAACGUGGCCAGAGAAGGG